Neocloeon triangulifer is the source of this 3284-nucleotide messenger RNA. It is a transcript of the gene Cpsf6, whose product is annotated as cleavage and polyadenylation specificity factor subunit 6. The coding region runs from base 105 to 1889 and encodes 594 amino acids. Gene Ontology annotation, molecular function: mRNA binding. The transcript has 10 exons. Lineage: Eukaryota; Metazoa; Arthropoda; Insecta; Ephemeroptera; Baetidae. The record is from RefSeq and is a predicted model, not a curated record. Gene Ontology annotation, cellular component: mRNA cleavage and polyadenylation specificity factor complex. Gene Ontology annotation, biological process: mRNA alternative polyadenylation.
CUAAAGGCCCAUUGGCUUUCCUCUCUCUGUGUCUGUUUGCAUGUACAACUACCUUCUGUCUUCUGUGACGUGAGACGUGAUCACAACAACCCAACAGCCGGAAAAUGGCGGACGACAACAUUGAUUUGUACGCCGACGAUUUAGAUCAAGAUUUUUCGCAGGACUUUGGUGCCGACGGUGUUGAUUUGUACGACGAUGUGAUUGCUGCGCCGCAAUCGAGUCUCGACGACAACGAGGAAAAUGUACAGCCGCAACCUACAAACAAUGGCAGCGGGCCGCACAACUCGCCACCCAUGGAGAAGUACCAGCCAUCGGGCGGCAUGCGUGAUAGUAUGCGUGACGGCAUGCGUGAUUUGCGCGACCGAGACGGUGGACGUCGCCACCAACUCUACGUCGGCAAUCUCACUUGGUGGACUACAGACCAAGACAUCACAAACGCCGUUUGCGAUAUUGGCGUUAAGGACUUUUUAGAGGUCAAGUUCUUUGAAAACAGAGCCAAUGGACAGUCCAAGGGAUUCUGCAUAAUUUCCCUUGGCUCGGAGCAGAGCGCUCGCAACUGCAUGUCUCGUUUGGGCGACAAGGAGCUGCACGGCCAAAAACCAGUCGUCACGUACCCUACAAAAGCAGCCUUGAAUCAGUUCCAGUUUGAGGCUCAGUCUAAGACGAGACCGGCACCACAAAUGUCUCAGCAGAGAGGAAUGCAGCAAGGAGGAGAUGGGGGUGGGCGAGGAGGCCCCCGAAAUUUCAACAGAGGCCCUGGAGGUGGUCCUGGAAACCAGGGCCCUCCUCCUGGACCAUCCAGAUCUCAUGGCAUGGGCUUUGCUCCGAUGCAGCCAUUCCAAAUUCCGCCUCCCGGAGGUCCUCCGAGGGGUCCUCCUCCGGGUCAGAUGCACCCUAAUGACCCUCGAGGUCCUCCUCCCCGCGGCGAUUGGAACAGGCCACCUGGUCCAGGCUUCCCGCCUCACCAGCCGCCUCCGAUGCAAGGGCCGCCUCCGGGCCAAGGCCCACCGAUGAGAGGCCCGCCCCCAGGCAUGAUGCCGCCCCAACUGGGGCCCCCUCCUGGACAGAUGCCGGCUCCACAUGUGAACCCGGCCUUCUUCCAGCCGGGAGCUGUUCCUCCUCACCAGGCGCCACCUCCGCACGCUGGAGGGCCGCAUGGGCCUCCACACGGUCCACCACACGCUGCUCCACAAGGCUACGGACCUCCACCUACACAACCAUGGCCUAGAUAUGGUCCUCCUGGUGGAGUUGACGGCGGUGCAGGAAUAAGCGAAGUGGAGUUUGAAGAAAUCAUGGGACGCAACCGCUCGGUGUCCAGUACAGCCAUCAGCAGAGCAGUGUCAGACGCGGCAGCUGGCGACUUCGCAAGCGCCAUCGAGACCCUGGUCACGGCCAUUUCGCUGAUCAAGCAGUCCAAGGUGGCCAACGACGACCGCUGCAAGAUUCUCAUCAGCAGCCUGCAGGACACCCUGCACGGCAUUGAGGCCAAGAGCUACGGCUCUGGCAGGAGAGAACGAUCUCGCUCAAGGGACAGGUCACACAGACGCAGGAGGGAGAGGUCGCGAAGCCGAGAAAGAGAUUAUAGAGAGCGCAGCAGGGAAAGAGAACGGGACAGAUACUAUGCAGAGUAUCCAAGAGAACGGUCUCGUAGCAGGGAGCGCGAAUACAGAGAGAGAAGUCGAGAGGACAGCUCUUCAAGGACCGCCGUUCGUCCGAGGCUAAAAUCCAACGAGCCAGCCGAAGACCCUGCGUUGAUGAAUUCCAAAUCCAGCAGUCGGUACUACGAAGAGCGCUACCGGGAGCGGGCGGAACGUGACGCACGUCGAGAACCAGAACGAGAACGCGAGCGGCGCGAAGAACGCGAAACCACCCACCGCUCAAGACACUGAACGAAGCUGCUGCAAAUCAAGAGAAAUAAAGUAUUGUCGGUACUUUUAAUCAUUAAUCCUUUUCAGAGUUGUUUAGUGAAAACAUUCGAUCAUGAUUGUUUCGGGAUGGAAAAUUAUUAUUCCAGCUAAGCAAAACAAAUCUUCUGUGUAGUUCAAUUAAAACACACUACUUGAUGUCCUACUUGUGAAAUUGGCUUAUUUUAUCAAUUGAAACCUCUAAUAUUUUUUAAAUGUUUGAAGCUGCGUAGAAUUUUAUCGGAGUUUGCACAAAAUGUUUUACCUCCACUUGGAACUGAUGUGAAGAACAUUAUAUAUUUGUAAUAUAGCUCAAGAUUGUACUCGAUGCGUCCGCUGGAGUGUCCAUUUUUGCAGGUAACUCAAUUUUCUUGUGAUUUGUUAAGACUGAGUGAGGUCAACUGAAAUUUGCUGAAAUCUGCUUUCAGAAGUUGACUUAAAUUUUAAAACCUGUCAAAAGCAGGUACACCUAUCUUCUCCUGUAAUGUAAAACAGAUUUUUGUGCACAAAUUUUUAAAUGCAAUUUAUUGAAAACCAUAAAAAAAUUAUUUUUGCUUCACAAUGGUUCUUUGGAACGCUUGGUUACAGUUCCGUAAUUGUAAUGGAACUUUCAUUUGUGAGUAUGUUUUAAAUACUUAAGAAUAAUAAGAAUUUAAAAAUUUAGCUCUCAAUGGUAAAAAUAAUUAUUUAUAUUGAUAAUAUUAUUAGAUUUUAAAUAAUGAUAGUGUGCUCUCUUUACGACUUCAUAAAAUAUAUGCUCUGAGCUGAUAGCAAAUUGCGGAAUUUCAAAGGAAAUUUAAAGAAUCGAGGAACGUGUAUAAUUACAGCUACAACAUUAACAUUACUUAUGAAGCAAUUUUAUAGGAUAAGUGAAUGUUCUAUUUUUUUUACACAAAAAUUUGCUCAAAUUUGUUUCAAUAUUCUUGUACAAACUGCAUUUAAUGUCACUUGCAAAAUAGAGAUAAUUCUCGUAAAAAAAAAAUAUUUAUAACUGUUAACUCUACAUAAAGAACUAAAAGUUUUGUAACAUUUUUCAGAUAACUGUUCAAAAAGUAUGUUCUUCUCUUAUUCAUAAUUAAUGCAAUGAGUUGUAAAUAAUUCCAAAAUCUCAAUUUUCAUAAGAAUCUAUUCUUCCAUUGCUUAAAUUUCGAUGAGCAGGAAGUUUGUUACAAGGAAUGUCUGAAAUAUAAUUAAUUAGUUGAAAUAGAUUGCCUUGUCUAAUGGGUAAGGAAUAAACAAUCUGUACCUCAAUGAGAUUUGAUAUGAAGCAAUAAUUAUUAAUUUCAUUAUGACCAAAAACUUGUUUUGUUUUUUUGUUGCUUUUAUUUGAACAUGUUCCAUGUCUAUUAUUUUGACAAUAUUUAUAUUAAUUAAAUAAAU